CCAAACAGGAAGUCCACUAGCUUCCGUCUAGCUUGACAGUGUCAGUGCGCUUACUCUGAGAGCUGCGCACCGUCGACGAUCUGACGGAGAAUUUGCCGGAAGAAGUUGUGGAUAAUAUCUGUCACGGUUCAUAUUUUGUUAUAUCCUUUAAGUCAGUUUAGCCUAUUUGGGGCUCAAUAAGGAGACAUCCUGGAAGCACCUGGAGAACCGCGGAUAUCUACGCGGCAUGGUUGCUUCGUGACCCGCGGCAGGUGUGAAGAGAUGGCGGGGGAGCCACCGGCGGGCACCGGCCGAGUGGUGCUGGUCAAGAAGAUCAUCAUGAAGGACGGAGGCGCGCUCCAGCAGGGUAUCGGCAGGCCCAGUGUGUAUCAUGCAGUGGUAGUGAUCUUCCUGGAGUUCUUCGCCUGGGGUUUACUCACCACACCCAUGCUCACUGUUUUACAUGAAACAUUUCCACAGCACACAUUCCUGAUGAAUGGACUCAUUCAGGGUGUGAAGGGUCUGCUGUCAUUCAUGUCUGCUCCUCUGAUUGGUGCACUGUCAGACGUGUGGGGCAGGCGCUCCUUCCUGUUGGUCACUGUCUUCUUCACUUGCGCUCCAAUCCCACUGAUGAGGCUCAGCCCUUGGUGGUACUUCGCCAUGAUUUCCAUGUCUGGAGCUUUCUCUGUAACCUUCUCGGUCAUCUUCGCCUACGUUGCUGAUGUGACAGCAGAAAGAGAGAGGAGUACUGCCUAUGGUCUGGUGUCAGCUACUUUUGCAGCCAGCCUGGUGACAAGCCCAGCUAUUGGGGCUUAUCUGUCAGCCUGGUAUGGGGACAACUUGGUGGUUCUGGUGGCCACACUGAUCGCUCUGGCAGACAUCUGCUUCAUCCUGCUGGCCAUGCCCGAGUCUCUGCCAGACAAGAUGAGGCUCAACACCUGGGGGGCACCCAUAUCCUGGGAGCAGGCCGACCCCUUUUCUUCACUAAGAAAGGUGGGUCAGGACUCUACUGUCUUACUCAUCUGUAUCACUGUGUUCCUGUCUUACCUCCCGGAGGCUGGACAGUACUCAAGCUUCUUCCUCUACCUGAGACAGGUCAUAAAUUUCUCCUCCACAACCAUUGCUGUUUUUAUUGGAGUGGUGGGCAUUCUGUCCAUCGUAGCACAGACUCUCUUCCUCACUCUCCUGAUGAGAACUCUGGGUAAUAAGAACACUGUUCUGUUGGGUUUGGGCUUCCAAAUCCUUCAGCUGGCCUGGUACGGCUUUGGAUCAGAGCCAUGGAUGAUGUGGGCGGCUGGUGCUGUAGCAGCGAUGUCCUCCAUCACCUUCCCAGCUGUUUCUGCUCUGGUGUCACAGUCUGCUGAUCCUGAUAAACAAGGUGUGGUUCAAGGGAUGAUCACAGGGAUCAGAGGUCUCUGUAAUGGUCUGGGCCCAGCUCUCUAUGGAUUCAUCUUCUUCCUAUUCAAUGUUGAGCUCAACACCAUGGACCCCAUACAGGGAGACUACAGCAUCGACCCCCUGCCUCUGCAUAGUCCCACUGAGGCGCUCAUCCCUGGCCCGCCCUUCUUGUUGGGAGCGUGUACUGUGGUCGUCGCCUUCCUUGUUGCUCUCUUCAUCCCUGAGAAACCCUCCUGCUCCUCUUCUUCAUCCCAGCUGUCCCUCGGCGACAAGCCCCACCCAGACAGCAAAGAGUCAAUGUCCUCGCUGGCUGGCAUCCACAUCAACACUCCCCUUCCAGGCAGUGAUGAGGAGACCCCUCCCACUGCCAGUGAUGAGGACUUCGAGCCACUGCUGCAGGACAGUAUUGUUUGAUGGACAGGUUGAAGAACCACAGAGGGUCAGAUAACAUCAUUGUUUUAUUGAUUGACAUUUUGCAAAAAAAGACAAAGAACCAGUAACUCGUUUGCCACAGGGCGGGACUACGCAUACUUUCGAAGUCUUUGCCAGCAGGAGGAACUAACAUAUUGCUUCACUGACCACGAGCAUAGGAAGUAACAUGUGUGCAACCAAUAAGGAUGGUUCUUAAAUGAGGGGGCGGGAGCAAAGAGCUGCCAAUAAGAUGUCAUAAGAUGUCAUGGUUUGAUUGGACAGAGGAAAUGAUUAUUUGAUUGGGACCAACAGGAAGACCACAGUUUCAACAGAAGCCAUUAUUUGAUUGACAAGAGGAGGGACCAACUGUCUUUUUUAAUGGGAUGGUUGCGGUUUUAGGAUAAACCCACAUAAAAUUAUCUGAAGUUAGAGAGAAGUAUCUUUAAGGUUUACAUGGGAGGAUUAUUGUUCAUCUUAAAGCUUGAAGUUGUUGAUUGUUUUUGUGAUAAACAAGAAAAGGUGUUUUUACCUUCAGCUGUAUCAUUUUGAAGCUGUAUUUUAAUGUUGUGUUUCAUUUCUUACUGGUAUUUGUACAAAGGAAACAUAUCUGCAACAUAUUUACAGCAGCCAAAAUAUCAGUGUUGACUUAUACACUAUUUUGUUGAAUAACACUUUUUUGUUACAGUUUUUUCUUUUAGCCAGGGUUAGGGGAUUUUUAUUGUUUUUGUACAGUAUCUAACCUUGUAUGAGCUAUCGAUGCUAAAGUAUGAAUGUGAAGACCUGAGAGAUGAGUCAACCACCUGAAAUCCAACAUGUCAAAAUAUCAAUUUUAAUCAGUAUUUUCAUCUCACGGUCAUUUGCUUAGCCAAGUUUCAUCUUUAAUUGUAAUUUACUAAAAUUUAUUUAAUAAUUUAUUCAUUUGGUAACAGACCCAAAAUGUAUUUAUUGUAGAUAUUUUAGAAAGAAUUAUGAGAAACAAAAGAAAUCCUGAAUGAUACAGAAGUUACAUUAAACACAUCACUGGAUAGUUUUUACUUUUAAUUUGACCAGUUGUUUGUCACUCUACCUCAGAUAAGUGUUUUUAAAUCACACUCAACCUGGCUUUACUCAUAUUCAGUCACUCAUUUAUAUAUCAAAGUCACUUUAUGAAAGUGCUGCUGGCUGUUGGCAGAGGGAAAGCCUCAGUGUUUAACUUUUUAGCAGUCCAAGUACCAGCAGUGUGUGCUCAUACUUGUUUUUGAUUUCAGUGAAAGGUGGUUCUGCAGCUCAAACUGUUGAAGGUAUAUAUGUGAACUUUGCAAGUAAAAUACAAGAAAAAUACUUACCUCACAAUAGAUUGUCUGAUUUGGUGCAAGUCCAACAAUAACUGGCAUUGUAACACACUUUGUCUUUUAUCUCAGGAUUACAUUCUUAAAAUGUCACCAGUUUUGGUGUGCAUAUCCAAUUGGUGCUAACUGGAUUGCAGGUUGCACUGUCAUACAUUUUUGAACAAUGAUAAUGAUUUAGCUCCAGGUCACCAAUGGAUUUUCAAAGACACUAGAUUUGGUGUGCACAUCCUGUGUGUACUCCAGAUGUUCCAUACCAAACUUGGUGGCACUAUGACACAAUGUUGCUGUUAGCUCAGCAGUACAAAGUUAAAUGUCACCAAAUGUGGUUUGCACAUAUAGAAAAUCUGACUUUUUUAAUAUAUAAAAUUAAUUUAUUACAUAACUUGGCUUCCCAUAGUGUCAUGCUAUCAUCUACUGCCUCUCCAGAAUGUAGGUUUAGAAAUACAACUAGUUGGCAGCAUGACACCAUGGAGUUCUAAUUGCCUAGGGUCAGUGUGCCUUUAAUUCCAAGUUGCGCCGGGUGCUUGGACCCUUGUGUUACAAGUCUAGUGUUUCAUUUAAACUGUGAGAUCAGUUGGGCAUUUGUGUGCUAAGGGUUUCUCAUAACUGACAGUCCUUCAUUGUAUGAUUAGAAAAACAUUGAGGUCAGCUGGACAGUUAUUUGUGAGGUUUUUCCCUGACAGCAGUGAUAUUCCUGUGAAUGAACAUAUACUUGAAGCAUCAGACAGAGAUUUUACAAAAGCUUUAGAGAAGAUUAGGAACAAAUGCUGAAUAGUUUAACAGUACAUAAAUAGCACAGAGUGUACAUAGUUAUUUGCUUUAUGACCUUAAAAUGUAAGGCUACAUGUGAAUAUUAUGGUUUGUAUAUUAUGUAGGUGAAGUGUGGGACUGGCUUGUUUGUUGGGGCUUAUAAGAAGGUUUUCCAUCAUUGUUUUGUCCUGUGAAGCUCAAUGACACAAUCACAGUCUGGCUGGUUGGGUGGGGGGGUUCAGUUUCCCUUGUGCAGCUAAACCGUUAUAAAAGACCAACAAUCAUUCUACUUUUGUUGUUCGUGUUCGUUCAGAUUACUCUUUGAAACAGAUUCCUUCACCUGAGUGUUUACAUGAACACUUUUCUGUCUGUGGUCAUAUUUGGUUUGUGAUUUUUUAAAUAACGUUUGAAUGGUGCUGAACCAAUUUAAUUUAUUUGCACUCUACAGAUUUAAACAUAUCUGUAUUUCAAUGAGUUCUGCCAUCUAAUUUAUUGUCUUUGCUCUUUCAUUAAUGAAAAACAAAGUUUUAUUUCAUUUCCAUAAUGACAAAGGCACCUGUUUUUUCUACCAUUAUCAUUUGAGGUAUUUUGCUUCUUCUAGUCUUCUAGUAUUUUUUAGUAUACCAGUUUCUUUUGAAAUAACCCAAAUCACAUUGAGACCUAUGAAAACCAAGAUGAUAAUCCUGGUUUCUUUAGUCAUGAUAUGAUGUUUGUAUGAGCAAAUACUCAAGAACACAGAUCAUAAGUAGGAUAUUAGUGUGCAUUUGAAUACUGUUAUGUUAUUUACUUGACAACGGCACUUGCUCAGUUGGUUCAGCAGCAGUAAAACUGACUCAUCAGUGUAAAUAUUGUACAUGGAUUGGAUGUCUGUACAUGUGAUGAAAUUAAAUAGAUGUGGGGAUUCACUGUAAAUACACUUUGUCUAGUGUCUUGUCUGGAGUUGUACCAGCAAUUUGUUGGUUAUUGGAAAUUAAAACAGAGCAACACUUGCA
Messenger RNA from Seriola aureovittata, 4858 nucleotides. It is a transcript of the gene slc71a2a, whose product is annotated as major facilitator superfamily domain containing 14Ba. Gene Ontology annotation, cellular component: membrane. NCBI's taxonomy places the organism in Eukaryota, Metazoa, Chordata, Actinopteri, Carangiformes, Carangidae. Gene Ontology annotation, biological process: transmembrane transport. The record is from RefSeq and is a predicted model, not a curated record. Gene Ontology annotation, molecular function: transmembrane transporter activity. The transcript is spliced from 12 exons. Bases 262 to 1791 code for a protein of 509 amino acids.